AUGGCCGGGUCCAGGAGUGCGAAUGAUCUGUCAGAGCUCAUGGACAUCUACCUCCCAGAAGGGCUGGGCUCGUACCAAAGCCUCUUCAACCAGGAGGAAGCCAACGCCUACCCCCCACUCCGCCCAUCUUCUCCAGGUUGCCUGCUGUACUCCUCUCCCUUCCACCACACGGGUGGAGGAGGAGGAGGAGGAGGCCAAGGUCCGUACAUGGGAGGUCAUCCUUCUGGCAUGAGUCUUGGAGGAGCAGCAGCAGGUGAAGAAGAAGAUUGGGACAUGGGAGAAAGUGUUUUUGGCAUGGGAGAAGGAGCAGCAGCAAGUGUCCACAUGGGAGGAGCUGAAGAAAGAAGCCUCUUCAUUGGAGGAGGAGCUGGAGGAGGGAGUCUAUGCAUUGGAGGAGGUGAAGAAGGGAAUAUAUAUAAUGGAGGUGGUGAAGGAGGGAAUCUGUACAUGGGAGGAGGAAAAGGAGAGAGUCUGGGAGGAGAAAGAGUAGGAGGAUAUGGGAGUCCCUUUAUGGAAGGAGCACUGGGCAUGGGGGGAGGAGGAAUUGCCAUGGGAGGAGCAACAAUGGGCAUGGAGGGCAGCGCCUUCGGCCUCAGCAUGGUAGCAGCAGCAGCAGGAGCAAGAAGAGGAGAGCCUUCACGAAGGCGAAGAGGAGAACGAGGAGACCCGAACAGCAACGCGGCGAAGAGGUCAGCCGAGCACCGGGCCAAGAAGAAGGAGGAGAGGAGAAACCUGAAGAUGCAAGAAGAUGAGCUGGUACUACAGAUCGAGGAGCUGGAGAGGGCACGGCAGCAGAUACAGGAAUUCAUUAACACACUGGAAGCCUUCGUGGACCACCAACAGAACUACACCGGAUACCACCUCUGA
This is a messenger RNA of Scylla paramamosain (green mud crab), 867 nucleotides long. RefSeq lists its product as uncharacterized. The record is from RefSeq and is a predicted model, not a curated record. NCBI's taxonomy places the organism in Eukaryota, Metazoa, Arthropoda, Malacostraca, Decapoda, Portunidae. The transcript has a single exon. Bases 1 to 867 code for a protein of 288 amino acids.